AGAUGCGGCCGCGUUUGGCUGUUGGACGCAGUAUGGAGCUGAUGACCUGCAGUUGGGAUGUUUGUGUGUGUCUGAGCGGCAUGUAGCAUGUGAAAAGAAUAAACUAACGGAUUAACCUGCACGUUUUCAGCAAGAAACUACAGAACAAAAGUUUUUUUGGGGGGGACUGAAGUCGCUGGAAGGAGAAAAGUUGGCGAAUUCGAGGCCCGUGUGCCAUGCCAGAGGGGACCCAUUCUGCUCUCCACCAGGGCCCGAUGGGGGAAGAAUCUCCUCAGUUGUCCCCGCCCCUCUCCAACAGUGACCAUGUCCAGAGAAGCCUCGAUUUGGGUCCAUGCUAUUGCAGCCAGGUAUGUGUGGAGCCACCUGAUGGAGAGGGUGAACGUCCAGUGAGCCUGGUGUCCUCCCUGUCCUCUGGUUCAUCCCGUGAUAGUCGCAGUCUUUUCGGGAGCACAGCAGCCCUUCCUUUCUCCACCACACCGCCUGUUCCAAGCGAGGAGGACGUAGAUUUGGAGCUGAGCCCAGCUGAAGGCACCAGAGAGCAGGCCGGGAACCAGAGUCCCACCCUUUCAGGUUCUAGAGAUUGCUGGCAGGAACAGCUGGAGCCCUGCAGGUUGAGUGGCAGCCAGUGGAACAACAACAACGCCACAGCCAACGGGAAAGCAACUGGUGAAACACCUCAUAUCCCCUGCUCGCCUGUUGUCACGGAUGCCAUGGCGCCCAACCCUGAGCUGACCUAUGUGGACCGUGUCGUCAUGGAGAUCAUGGAGACAGAACGCAUGUACGUCAAGGACCUGCGCAGCAUCGUGGAGGACUACUUGGCACACAUUAUCGAUGUAGGCAACCUUCCUAUACGGCCAGACCAAGUGUGCGCUCUGUUUGGAAACAUAGAGGACAUCUAUGAGUUCAACAGGGAGCUGCUGCAGUCGUUGAGCAUGUGUGAAAAUGACCCCGUGGCUAUCGCUCAGUGUUUUGUCAAUAAGAGUGAAUACUUUGAAAUCUACACCCAGUAUUGCACCAACUAUCCCAACUCAGUGGCAGCGCUGACCGACUGCAUGCGAAGUAAAACUUUGGCGAAGUUCUUCAGGGAUCGACAGGCCGCUCUGAAGCGCUCCCUUCCUUUGGGCUCUUACCUCCUAAAGCCGGUUCAGAGGAUCCUGAAAUAUCACCUGCUGCUUCAGGAAAUUGCAAAGCACUUUGACCCAGACGAGGAGGGCUAUGAGGUCAUUCAGGAGGCCAUAGACACCAUGACGGGAGUUGCUUGGUACAUCAACGAUAUGAAGAGGAAACACGAACACGCUGUCAGAGUGCAGGAGAUACAGUCUCUUCUGAUCAACUGGAAGGGUGCUGACCUGACCACCUUUGGAGAGCUAGUGCUAGAGGGCACCUUUCAUGUGUUGAGAGCGAAGAACACCCGCACGCUCUUCCUCUUUGAAAAGAUGCUCCUUAUUACCAAAAAAAGAGGGGAACACUACGUCUACAAGAACCAUAUCCUGUGCUCCACCCUAAUGCUACUUGACAGCGCCAAGGAUCCCCUGCUCUUCAGCGUUAUCCACUUCAAGCGCCCGAAGCAACCUCAUACAGUGCAGGCCAAGUCUGUAGAAGAGAAGCGUCUCUGGGCCCAUCACAUCAAGAGGCUCAUACUUGAGAAUCACAGCACCAUCGUUCCCCAGAAGGCAAAAGAAGCCAUCCUGAAUAAUUCAAACUAUCCGGGGAAGUAUAGCCCUGAAAGGCUGAAGAGAGCGGAGUCCGGCCAGGCUGAUGAUUUCCAUGUUGGUGGGAGAAAUGGGAGAAGAAGAUCAGAGCCAGCAAAACAAAUCAGAAGAAGCAAAAAAGCUGUUUUGAAGCAUGCAGAGAGUGAGGGUGCACUGCUGGGUGAUAGAUGCUCCCUUCAGCCAGCCACUAGUGUCAGCACGCUGACCUCCAGUCUAGGGGAGCCCCAGGCUGAAAGGCCAUGUGUGGAGGAUCUAAUUCUCAGAAGGAACUCUCUGGAGGAGCCAAGUGUUACUGACAGUGACCCAAAACAGGGCUGUUUACCCAGUGAGGGGGGACUGGAGCCAGAGAAGGCUGUGGAGGAGGAGGAUAUGGAGGAUGGAGAGAGCUACAAGGAAGAUAUACUGAUGGGAGAUGACCAGGUAGCCGACUUUGCCAGCUCAGUGCUCGCAGCCAUCUCCUGCUGGCACUAUAGAGCCAGGGCUUUGCUUUCUACUCACUUCACAACGGGUGAUCAGCACAGAGAUGCUGCUGAGCUCAAAACUCCAUCAAGAGAGGACGCAGAAGCUUACAGGCAGGUGGAAAAACAUGAGGCCGAUGCUCUGAAAGAAACUCACAGCUCGCAGGUCAGUGUGCAGGAGCUGUUCCAUCGAGACUGUCUCCCUCAAGCAAAGGAGCGCAAUCAUCUGGAAGAGGAUCACUUCCAGUGCCCUGAGUCUCCUGCGACCCCCUCGGAACAAGAAGCUGAGACCACAGAUCCUCAGGAUACAUCUAGAGAAACUGGAGAGGAGGAAGAAGAAGGAGAGAGUGAUUCCUCUGGUCUUCAAGUGGAGGAGGCGAGUGUACUGACAAAUGGAGAGCUCUCAGAAGAGGAAGAAGAGGUACUUUCAGAUAAUAAAAGCAUCCUACCUUCCUCUGUGCUGGACCAGGCGAGUGUGAUAGCUGGGCACUUCAUAAGCAGCCUAUCCAGACGGAGCAGUAUGGUUUCAGAGGACGUGGGUUCCCUUAUAUGCCCGUCGGAGUUAGUAGAUGAUGAUGAUGCCUUCCACGGCCCUUCAGCUUGCAUGGACUUAAAGAAACAGACCCAAAUGCUGCUCAGCUCUUCACCAGAGCUGCAAACUUGCUCAGAGGCUAAUCAAUCAGUUCCUGUGCAUGAACUUGCGCGGAACACCCUCACUGAAGAGGAACGCAGGUCUACGCUUUCCAAACAAGAUCGCCUCCUCAUCCACAAAAUUAGACAAUACUACGAGCACGCCGAGCACCAAGAUGCUAACUUCAGCAUCAAACGCAGGGAGAGUCUGUCUUAUAUUCCAGCAGGUCUGGUCAGGCACUUGAGUCGACAGCUUAAUGAUAAUCCUGCUCCUCAGGAGAAGGCUGUCCCAGCGCUUAGGAAAGGUUUAUCUCAGAAGAGGCCUACAUCUUGGUCUGUGUUUGACCUUCCUGGAUUAGAAAAGAGUCGAAAUGCCAAAAUUUGUCUACCACAGAGAUCAGUCGAAGCCCAGGCAAGAUCUAACAGCGUCACAGAUACUUCUAGCACAGAAGAGGAAUUCAGACCUUCAUCAGAAAUGGUCAAGGUUUGGCAAGACAUGGAAAAUGAGGGAGACAGCCAGGAAGUCCAGCAGGAUACAGAGGAGAAAGUUGGUAAGUCACUGUUAGAAGUGACACAGGACAUCAGUUCAGAUACUUCAGAUGCUAAAACCAGUAAACGACCACCUCAGAUUUUAGAAGAGUCUGAAAUAAGCACUGCCUCCAGUAGCAUCUCCAUAUCAUCACCUACCCCAACUUGCCCAGCAGUGGAAGGAGGAUCUGGUCAGGUCUCAGAGACAUGUAAGACCCCAGUGUUUCAAGAGACUGGUAAAGUCAACCAAAGCCAGCUACCUAAGAUCAUUAGCUUCCAAACAAGCAUGGACGAGGACCAGAUCCUUCAAGAUAUGGGAAAGGUGAAGAACAAGGUGUUCCAGCUGGCUCGUCAGUACAGCCAACGCAUUAAAAAUAACAGACCCAUAGUCUGGCAGAGGAACCGAGAAACAGCAGACCAGGAAGGCUUCAGGAACAUGCCUGCUGUCCACGAGGAGAAGAUGCAGCUUAGAAAAAGGGGAAAACCCAAUCUAAGAUUGUCCAUGAAUUCUUGCAGUCAAGCAGUUAUCCCUGAAGUGCAUUCUCCAAGUUCAGUCCAGACUCCCAGCUCUGGAGCCAGCUCCCAGGGCACAGUUACCUGCCCGCAGAGCCCACAGAUGGAGACCUUCCACUGGCCUGAUGUUCAGGAGCUGCGCUCCAAAUACUCAGAUGCCUCCCACUCCUCAAAAAUAGCCCAUAACUGCACAUUUCCAAAUGGGAUGGACAGGUGUAAUGGUUGUGCACAUAAGCACAGUAGCUCCUCAGAUCUUCACAGGACUCUGACAGACUCUGAAAGACUUAGAAAGCGGUCCGAAACAGCAUGCAGAGAAAAACGUCCCAUGGUAGAAGACUGGCCCCCACACCAGACGCGGUCUCGACUCUUUCCCCUGCUGUGCAGGUGGAAAUCCUUGGACCAUAUGCUUGGGUCUUUACCCCUUCAUGAAGUACAGAAUCUUCAGGAACCUGUCAGGACCUGCCUUACAGUCAGCCAAGUGCAAGAAGGGGACAGCCUCUCUCCAGAGGGCAUAGACAGUGGAGCAAAGUCUGAUCUCCUGAGUUCAGGGAAGACCUCAGAGAGUAAUCUUGUGAAAAGCUUACGUGAGAAGUUCCAGAGCUUGAGCACAAGCUCGUAAACAUGGGAAAUAUGUGCAUAUUUUUAAUAUCUCAUACUUGUCAGCACCCAUUUUUCAUGUUUAUUCCCUUAAAAGAAUGCAACUUUUUGACUGUGCAGUGUUUUCAGUAGCACACUGUAACAUCAGAGACAUUAUUAUUGUUAGGGCCAUCGUCUUAUAAAAUAUGGAUUACAAUAUUUACACACUGGGUAAAUGUCUGCACAAUGUCUGUGUAAAUACAUGUAUAUAAUCCCCAGUAUCAAAUGGGAAAACUGGUAUCCAUGUAUUUGGUUCCCACCUACUGUUGUGGUCCUUGCUCCAGUCAGUACAGCACUAUUUCAUUAACCAUGUAAAAUGUCAGAGUUUCAGGGGAAAGCAAAAAGGAGCUAAGCUCUAACUGAUGUCAGCUCUGCUGUUACUGUAGCACAGGCUCUGUCCACAUACCAAAGAUGGCUGCCUUUUGUUUUUAAUGCAAGUGGUCUCAGCAAUCAUUUGAUCCUCAUUUACUGUAGCUGCUUCUAUAACGUGUGAAAUGUCACUGGAGCUUUAUUUUUCUCAACAAGUUGUGUAUUUUCUUGAACAUUAUUUAUGAAACUGUAUAUUUGGGAAAUAUUGGCCUCUUGUAAAUACUUUUCCUAGAGCGACCCCUUUUUACUUUUCCAUUUCAGAAAGGGCAUUUUCAUACUUGCAGUUUCCCAUGUUUUGAAUAAAACAAAUGUCUUGUCAGUUAUUGGUAAAUUGGCAUUACUGCAGGUCCAUUUGUACAGUGGUUCGAUAAAUGUAGAACUUCAAAGACAGACUUCUCUUUACAUCAAAUAAAACAGAAUUAAAGGUGAGUGGAGAGGGUUUAUUGUUGUGUAGCAUGUGUGAGAGAAAAUGCUCUAUUCCAAAAUGAGGAGAGACCAGAAGCAGCAGCUGUCCUAAUGAAGGCAAAACAUGAUAAAAAUGCAAUAGCUGAGUUUUUUUGUUUUGUUUUUAUUUUAAGAGCUUUAGGAAUUUCCCUUAUUCCUAGCU
This is a messenger RNA of Archocentrus centrarchus (flier cichlid), 5453 nucleotides long. Its product is annotated as pleckstrin homology domain-containing family G member 3-like. The record is from RefSeq and is a predicted model, not a curated record. The transcript has 19 exons. NCBI's taxonomy places the organism in Eukaryota, Metazoa, Chordata, Actinopteri, Cichliformes, Cichlidae. Gene Ontology annotation, biological process: regulation of establishment of cell polarity. Bases 216 to 4460 code for a protein of 1414 amino acids. Gene Ontology annotation, molecular function: small GTPase binding; guanyl-nucleotide exchange factor activity.